Messenger RNA from Brassica napus (rape), 2517 nucleotides. RefSeq lists its product as uncharacterized. Gene Ontology annotation, biological process: protein desumoylation. Bases 1 to 2517 code for a protein of 838 amino acids. Gene Ontology annotation, molecular function: deSUMOylase activity. NCBI's taxonomy places the organism in Eukaryota, Viridiplantae, Streptophyta, Magnoliopsida, Brassicales, Brassicaceae. The record is from RefSeq and is a predicted model, not a curated record. The transcript is spliced from 6 exons. Gene Ontology annotation, cellular component: nucleus.
AUGGAUAAACUUGAUUUCCCACAAAGGCUGUAUAGUGUAGGCCAUGAACCUUUUCCGAAUAAAAGCAUUGCCUACUACAGCAAUGACAGCAAGCUCUUCCCUGCUCUUAAAGAAGCACUCGAGGCAGAUGAAUGGGAGGAGCUCAAGAACUCGAAAGUAGGAGUGUUCUUAAAGUUCCACGAAAUGAAGUUUGGAUGGGCUUCAAGGCUGGUGCACUAUAUACUGUGUUUUCAGCUUGACUGCAAGAAGAAGUUUGAGUUGUGGAGUCUCGUAGGUGUUGAACCAUUGUGGUUUUCUCUGCAUGAAUUUGAAGAGAUAACUGGCCUGAACUGCGAGUAUGUGAAGAAUCUCGAGAAUCCGUUGGUUGAGGUAACGGCUGACAUGAAAGCAUUUUGGGCGCAGAUGGGAGUGAAUUUCGACCGGGGCCCAAGUAUUGAUGAAUUAACUACAGCGUGUCAGAUGUGCAGAACAUGGUCUCGAGAUGAUCGGCUGCGUUUAGGGUAUCUAGCCAUCUACGCUGGCUUCAUCGAAGCAAGAAGAACCUCGUCACCCACACGGGCUAGCCUGGCUAGGUUAGUGAUGGAUCUAGAUGCUUUUGAAGAUUAUCCGUGGGGAAGAGUAGCCUUUAAAUUCUUGAUGGAGUCGGUGAAGGGUGUAGACUUGACAAAAACAUAUGCUAUUGAAGGCUUUGUUCAGGUUCUUCAAGUCUGGGUCUACUGCUGUCUCCCUGAAUUCGGAGCUGGGUAUGGUCUCCCUAUAGAAGGUUCUCCGACCCCACCUCUACUUGCCUUCUUAGGUGGCAAAGGCCAGAGAAGGCUCCAGGAGAAUAUGCUGAAACAGACUAGGACUAAGAACUUUACUAUGAAGGAUUACUCUGAAAUGUUCCCUCGCUGGGAUGGUGAGCUGGAAGAUGAGAAGGCUGAUAACAUAGUGAAGGCAAUGUUUUCUUCAGGCUGGGCGUGGGAACAAAGUCACUGGCCUCUUGUUGGAACAAAACUGUGGACAAAUGUGAAGGUGGAGAUUCAUCCGAUGAAGACAGAAGCUGGUCAGAUGAUGCGAAGCUUGAAGACAGUGUCCCCUUCUCGCACACAGUCUGAUGCAGAAUCACGCAAAAAGGCUCGUGAGUCCCCUGGCCUGGAUGUGGAGACCAUGAAAGGAGAAAUAGUUCGUUGGCUAACUGGCCUGACUUCUAAUAUGGUUGAGGGGCUGAGCAGAUGCGAGAACACUCUGAAGAUACAAUCCCACAUGAUUGAGGGCCUUACAACUCAAGUGGGAGCUGUUGAGAAGAUGGUGCGUGAAGGUUGGAAGGAAGACCACACCAAAGCUGGUUCAUCUACUGAUGUACCUGAGGCAAACAAAUCUGAUGAAGACAAAGCUAAGAAGGACAGCGCUGAAGGAAGCAAAGGUGAUGAAAGCAAAGGUGAGGAAAGCAGAGCCGAGGAAAGUAGAGCCGAGGAAAGCAAAGCUGCGGAAACAGCUCCCAAAGGAAUGACAACAAGAGCCAAAGCUAGAGACACCCAAGCCACUGUGAGUGAGAGUGAAAAUGAGAAUGGAGGCAUAAGUGUGGUUGUAGUAGAUAAAGAACAAUCACACAUUGAUUAUGGUUCUGUGAAAAAACUGAAACAAGUUCGUAAACUGAGAGCUGCUCGCAUUGUGGCCCGUGCUAAGAGUGAGCGGCAACGUAGGCUUGCUGCAACUCAGCAGUCUCCUUUUGAUGGAAACAGCACGGCAAAGGUUAUUAUACCUAACCAGCCGAAGCAAGGCCAGAGAUAUAACCCAUUUGCUAAUCCUGAUCGCCAAAAGCUCUCUGCUCUUCUUGAUUGGGUGAAACUUGACCCCAAAUGGCGACAGAAGGUCAAAGGUUCAUCAAGUGAUUGGUUCUACAUACUACUAACUCCUACAAAAUGGUUGAUUGACACGCACAUGGAUGCUGCAAAGUACUCAGAGUUUCUGGCCUCUCCUGCCAAUCCUGACGGCUCAGGUAAACUACUCCCUCCUGGUGCCUUAGACUACUACACAGGCGAGGAACCAGCGUAUAGCAGAUCAAAUAAGACAUGGGCACUGGAGAUUGAUGAUAUAUAUGCGCCAUUAUUGGUCAAGAACGAUCAUUGGGUAGCUUGCUGGAUAUCAAUCCCGAGGAGACGCAUAGUCAUUUGGGAUAGUGAUCUUGCUUACGCUACGGAUGCAGAAAUUGCUAAGGCCGUGAAGCCUAUUGCACACAUGCUGCCGUACAUGCUGCGUAUGUUAUCUACCGGUGCGGAGAGGGAGUUGUACACGGUUGAUUUCACACAUGAGCGUGAAUCUGGGGUGCCACAAAACAAACAAAGUGGUGACUGUGGAGUGUAUUGCUUGAAGUAUAUAGAAUGUCAUGCACUUGGCAUGCCAUUCCCACCUCAUGAGCUGUGUGAUAAGAAGAUCAAGACAAUCAGGUCUCAGAUGGCGAGUGAGAUAUUUGAUGAGACCAGGAUAAACGGCACAGAGAAACGUGAUUACAAUCAUCUCGGUGUCUAUGACUAA